AUGCAUUCUGCGAUAAUCUAUUCAACGAUCGUGCUUCUAGCAUCGAUCUUUUCAACGACUGUUACUGGCGAGACCCUUCUUGGCUGCGCGGCAAUUCAUUGUCCAAAUCUCUCACCUGAUCACGAAGAACCAUCAUGUCAGGUUCAGGAACAAGACCAUACUUGGGUUGGCAUUGAGACUGUACCGAAUCCGAUUGACGCCUCUGCUGGUAACUUCACAUGGACUCUUGGUGUGCAGCCUGAGCCUUAUCUGUAUGGUGGCCAUGUAAACACACCUGGUGUCACACGAUCGUUCUACCUUGGUACGCCUCCCGGGACCGAUUUGGCCAAUGCUAGCUACACAGGGUGUGCCCUCAUCUUCGACAGACCCGACAGUCAUGGCUUUGUUCUUCCGUACGGCUCGGGCGAUCCUACUCAAGUCACAUCCGAUUCUUGCAGCUGGGGGCUUGGUAUGGAUACUGGUGACCAAUGCCUGGAGGAUCUCCAAUCUGCCGCGCUCGAGAUUGCGGCCGCAGCGACAGAUGAGCAGAACAGUACAACGAUUUGCACAAACAUUGCCGACUCAAUAUCGAGAAAGUCACCAGCCUCGUGCUCACGAUUGCAACAGAAUGACAUCUACCCUUACACAGUCUAUCCAGUAGUUCUCACUGGAUCUGAUGCCCCGGAACCUAUCUUACCUUCUACGAACGCAUCGUCAAAUUGCUGGCCGACACUUCCGAAAACAAAUGAGCUCACUCCUCUCUACUCAUUCAACUAUAGCACCAAUAAAAGCUUUUCAUGGUUUGCAUACAGUCCAGUAAUGAGCUUGUUCUUCGAUACGGAGAACUCGGCGUCGUCUUCUGAUCGUCUACGACAGUCUUCUUUCCAUUGUCUAAAGGCUAUCGACUCGAACGACUUUGCUAAUGCUAUCGAGACAAAUGGUUCGGGCAUGGAGAGUGCGGCCGGGCGUGGAGGCAGUAUCGGCCGGGCUGCUAGUCUUUUGACGAUAGUAACCAUGACUGUUAUGUAUCUUGUAGCUUAG
Aureobasidium melanogenum CBS 110374 is the source of this 1020-nucleotide messenger RNA. RefSeq lists its product as uncharacterized. Bases 1 to 1020 code for a protein of 339 amino acids. The transcript has a single exon. The record is from RefSeq and is a predicted model, not a curated record. NCBI's taxonomy places the organism in Eukaryota, Fungi, Ascomycota, Dothideomycetes, Dothideales, Saccotheciaceae.